Messenger RNA from Aspergillus sclerotioniger CBS 115572, 1585 nucleotides. RefSeq names its product putative peroxisomal membrane protein receptor Pex19 (gene pex19). The transcript has 3 exons. Lineage: Eukaryota; Fungi; Ascomycota; Eurotiomycetes; Eurotiales; Aspergillaceae. The record is from RefSeq and is a predicted model, not a curated record. The coding region runs from base 341 to 1318 and encodes 325 amino acids. Gene Ontology annotation, cellular component: peroxisome; peroxisomal membrane. Gene Ontology annotation, biological process: protein import into peroxisome membrane.
CUCCUCACAUCCUCACCUCCUCCACUUUCCUCAAGACCUCAUAUGCGCCUACGCGAUCCGUCUCCGCUCGCCAUCAACUAACUUGAUCCUGCUGCAUCGUUUCCCCUCUCCCCCCCCCUCCCCUCUUUCUUCUCGGCUCUCGGGAAUAUGGCCUCCUCAUCGGCCCCCUCCGCCAACGCUGGCGCAACCCCCAAGUCUACGGACUCCACAUCCGCGCAAAGCCCAGAGAAGAUUUCUGCUGCAUCUGGAAGCGAUCAGAAAGCCUCCGCGACGACCCCAAACGCCCCCUCAGAAACCCCCGCCGCGGCCCCAACGCAGCAACAGCACGCGAACAACGCCGAUGAUGACGAUGACGACGAAUCCGACUUUGAUGAAUUGGACGGUCCUCGACGAUUUCAAGCCCAAACCAACCCCCGCCCCCGCCCAACCCGAUGCCGCGCAAGCCCCAUCUGCCGACGACUUUGACGAGGAGGCUUUCCUCCGCCAACUCGAACAAGACAUGGCGAACAUGAUGGGCGGCGCCAGCAAUGAUCCCACUGGCUCGUCCGCCGCCCAAGCCGACCCGGAGUUUCUCGACCAAGACGCAGAGACCUUCGCCAAGUACCUCGAGGAAAGUGGCGUCACGCCCUCGGAUUUCUUGAAACAACUCGUCGGAGAUGUCAUGAUGAAGGGUGAGGAUGGAGACGACAGCACCACCGCCGCUACCGCGGGCUCUUCUUCCUCCGCUGCACCACCACCAGCGGCGGCGGCAGCAGCAGCAGCAACACCGGCGGGAGGGAACAACGCUGCCCCAGAGACAUUCAAUGACACGAUCCAGCGCACUAUCGAGCGGAUGAAGGAGUCCGGCGAUAAGGCUACGGCCGCUGCAUCGGAAGACGACGUCUCGGAUGACUUAGUCGCGCAGCUUAUCAAGGCGAUUGAGGCGGGAGCGGGCGAUGGCGACGAGGGCGAUCUCACGAAGAUGUUCAUGGGAAUGAUGGAGCAGUUAUCGAACAAGGAGAUCUUGUACGAGCCGAUGAAGGAGCUCGAUACGAAGUUCGGACCUUGGAUCGCCGAGAACAAGGGCAAGGGCAAGGUGUCGGAUGAGGAUAUGGCCCGAUAUGAGAAGCAGGCCGGGGUGGUGGCGCUGAUUGUGACCAAGUUCGAGGAGAAGGGAUAUUCGGACGAGGACCCGAAGUGUAGGGAGUAUGUGUGGGAGAAGAUGCAGGAGAUGCAAGCAGCUGGUAACCCUCCUGACGAGCUCAUCUCUGCUCCUUGGAUGGAGGAUCUCAAGGGACCGGGUGGUGCUGGUGGUGCCCCGGAGUGUCCGCAGCAAUGAGUAGAUGUCUUGUAUGGGUGGGUGAUAUUGAAUGAACGCUACUAUGACUAUCUCUGUUGUUGUCUCCUGUAUUUAUGUACAUAUAGUCUGGAUCUCCAUGUCAUUUUCGGUCAGGGCCAAUAUUUCAUAGUACCUGGUCUUUCUUGUAGAUAUUCAUCCCGGCUAUAUGUAACAGACCUAGUGGGAUCUCUAGACAGUUCCCACUAGAUUAGAAACCUCGGCUGGGUAAUGGUGACUCGAAUUACUUGUACGUCAACAGUAUAGUGU